Molecule: messenger RNA, 1081 nt
Organism: Cucurbitaria berberidis CBS 394.84
Lineage: Eukaryota; Fungi; Ascomycota; Dothideomycetes; Pleosporales; Cucurbitariaceae
Exons: 1
Coding region: 160-879 (239 amino acids)
Source: RefSeq, a predicted model, not a curated record
CGGGUUCUGAGAAAUAUCAAGCGCAUACUUUAAUCGGUGUUUUUCAAAGCUGGUGAUCAACUUUGUGGUUUUGCUUUUUAGCUUACGCCUAACCUACGACAGGCGACACACUUCUCAUCACAUAUCAACGCGCGCUCUACAUUGCCGACAACCGACCUUAUGGAUUCCCGAGCAAGCAGAUGUCCGACCUCGAUGCCACCCGUCCGUUCCUUACAGUCCGAACGCUCAGCCAAGGCCAACUUUCUCAGUCUGCCCAAGGGGAUUCGCAAUAGCAUUUACAAUGAAGUGCUCACUCUCCCGUGUCCACUAUACCUCUUCCAAGAGCCGGGUUCCCAAGUCGAGACAUUUGCGCCCGACAGACCCAGCGGCUGGCCUGCAAUGCUGUACAUCAACCGACAAAUCCACAGUGAGGCUAGCGCAGUGCUCUACAGAACGAAUCAAUUCCAUCUUGUAGAUAUCACGCAGGAGCAACUCAACCUUCUACAAUCAUUUCUUGACGGCAUUGGGCCUGUGAAUGCAGCUUCACUAUCCCACCUAUGUCUCAACUUCCCGGUCGUGGAGAGUAAAAACGGCCACCUAGGCAAAUUGAAGCUCAGGGACGAUGGCUUACAGAGUCUAAAGCUCUUACAGGACAAAUGCACAAAUCUGUCGACACUGGAGACCCUUGUCCACAACAAGAAUGCCGCUAUCUUCAGAAAAACGGACGAUUCUCUGCGAGAGGCAUUGUCACUAGUUGACGCACAAGUCAAGGCCAUUCCUUCACUGAAAAGAGUCAUCGUGCGAUUCGUGGUCCACGAUGGCGUGCCGACGACUUCAGCAAAGGCCCUUAUGGAGGGUCGUGGAUGGGUGGUUAUCUCCGGGGAUGGGAAUGAACGCUAGACAUGGGAUGGUGCCGUGGAUCCACUUGUGCUGCAUUGUAACUCGUCCAAUGUCGUUGGCAUUGUCGAUGUAUAGUCAUGCGUGUGCGAUACCGUACAGUUGUGGCGUCUUGAUCACAAGUAAAACAUCAUUUUAAUACGGAACUCUCAUUUGUAGCACACUCUCGUUACGAUCACAAGCUAUUAUUUGCUUAAGACACCCU